UCACCCUCGCCUCCACCGCCCCCACCGCACACGAACAGCCGGAACAACACCUCCAACAAGAAUCAAGGAACGUCAACGACCCCAGAUACGUCAUGGGCUGCGAUGCGGGAUACUGUGGCUGCUACAAGAAUUGCUGGUCGACAAAGUGUAUUGUGGACUGCAGAUGGGGAUUUUGUGCGAAGACGUGGCCGAGGGGGACGAAAUAUCCGCCAGUGUGCACGGGUUUGGGGCGAUGAUGACGGGGAGAUGGGGGUUUGCGAUACGGAUGCAUCGAGAAGGAGGGCUGGAGGUGGUGUGUUGAGGUGGUUUUGA
This is a messenger RNA of Bipolaris zeicola 26-R-13, 312 nucleotides long. RefSeq lists its product as uncharacterized. NCBI's taxonomy places the organism in Eukaryota, Fungi, Ascomycota, Dothideomycetes, Pleosporales, Pleosporaceae. The record is from RefSeq and is a predicted model, not a curated record. The transcript has a single exon. The annotation marks the transcript as partial.